GUCCGUAUUUUCUGUUUAUGUACGUGUCUGUGCGUGUGUAUGCUUUCCUAUAAGAGUUUACUGAAAUUUCGAAUAGCGUCCACCGCCAGAAUGGCAGCUGCGGCACCAAACCCAGACGACUCGAACCGGAGCGGUGGCGGCACCGGCACUGCCAGUGCCCUCGCUGCGGACGGGGACUCGGAAGAGGCCGAGGACUUCACCUCUUCCUCGCACUGCUCCGAGCUGUCUCGCCGGCAGAACGAGCAGAGGAAGCAGGGCUUGUUCUGCGACGUGACUCUGGCCUUCAGCAGCGGGGCGGCCACCGGCAGCGUGCAGACCUGCGAGUUUUCCGCUCACCGCUCCGUCCUGGCCGCGGCCACAGACUACUUCACGCCGCUCCUGGGAGGACAAUUUUCGGAGUCGCUGUCGGGCCGGGUGGAAAUGAAGGAGUGGAGUUCCGAGAUGGGGCCCGACCCAGAAACGGUGGAAAGCGUUAUUCAGUAUAUGUAUACAGGAGAAAUACGGGUCAGCACCUGCAACGUACACGAAGUGCUGGAGCUCGCAGACAGGUUCCUGCUGCUGCAGCUGAAGGACUUCUGUGGCGAGUUUCUGAAGAAGAAGCUAAACCUGACCAACUGUGUAGCAGUGCACAGUCUGGCCCACAUGUACACCCUGGACCAGCUGGCCCUGCGCGCCGCAGACAUGAUCCGCCGCAACUUCCACAAGGUCAUCCAGGACGAGGAGUUCUACACGUUGCCCUUCCACCUGGUCCGUGACUGGCUGUCAGAUACCGAAAUCACAGUGGAUUCCGAGGAGGUGCUCUUCGAGGCCAUUGUCAAGUGGGUGCAGCGGAAUGCCGAGGAGCGGGGGAAGUACUUUGAGGAGCUGUUCCGCCUCCUGCGCCUGCCCCAGAUCAAGCCCACCUAUCUGACGCGGGUGGUCAAAACUGAGCGACUGGUGGCCAACAACGAGGCCUGCCUCAAGCUGGUCUCGGAGGCCGUCGAGGGUCACGCCAUCCGCUUCGAGAACCUCAAGUCCGCCGACCUGGAGUUCUGGUCCUCCCACCUGGCGUCCUUCCAGCCGCGCUUUGGCCAGAACAUGGAUGUGAUCAUGGUGGUGGGCGGGGUGUCGGAGGGCGGCGACUACCUGAGCGAGUGCGUGGGCUACUUCAUCUACGAGGACCGCUGGGUCAACCUGCCGCACAUCCACAACCACCUGGACGGCCACGCCAUCGCCACCACCGAGUCGCACGUCUACGUGGCAGGCUCGAUGGAGCCGGGCUUCGCCAAGACGGUGGAGCGGUACAACCCCAACCGCAACACCUGGGAACAGGUGAGCAACCUGACCACGCGCAAGCACUCCUUCGGCCUCACCUGCAUCAAGGACAUCCUCUACAGCAUCGGCGGCCACGGCAACUUCAGCCCGGGCUUCAAGGACGUGAGCGUGUACGAGCCGGAGCAAGACAAGUGGCACAACCUGGAGUCGGCGCCAAAGAUUCUGAGGGAUGUGAAGGCGGUGAGCGUGGAGGACCGCUACGUGUAUGUGACGGCCCGUACGCCAGUGGACACGGACAACGACGACGGGCUGAAGACCAUCACCACGCGCUACGACACUGAGAGCCGGCAGUGGCAGGACGUGGACUCGCUCCCCCUCAUCGACAACUACUGCGUCUUCCAGAUGGCUGUGGCGGCCACCAACUUCUUCCACACCGCCUCCUGCUGCCCCAAGAGCUACUCAGUGCGGGACGAGGCGGCCCGCCAGAAAAUCAGCUCGCGCAUCUCUGACGAGAUCCUGGAGAGCCUCCCGCCUGAGGUCACCAGCAUUGAGGGAGCGGCCAUCUGCUACUUCGGCGAGGAUGUCUUCAUCAUCGGCGGCUGGAAGAACAGCGACGACGUGGACAAGCAGUACCGCAAGGAGGCCUACCGCUACUGCAGCGAGAGGAAGCGCUGGAUGCUGCUGCCGCCCAUGCCCCAGCCGCGGUGCCGCGCCACCGCCUGCCACGUCCGCAUCCCCUACCGCUUCCUGUACGGCUGCCAGCGCUACCCCAUGCCCCAGAACCUGGCGCGGCAGCGGGACCGCAUGCAGCAGAUGCAGCAGCUGCACCGCCGCACUCUCACCCUGCGCAGGCAGCUGCAGUCGCAGAUCGAGUGCUGAGCUUCGCCUCCCGUCCAGCGGGGGGCAGCACUUACUCCACUUCUGGCCAUCAUUGCCAUCAUCCUGCUUUACCUGCCUCAACAUUUUCCGUUGCAUUUUUUUCGGUUGGGAAUCUGUGCAGAUAAUGGAGAUGCCUAGGUGGGUGUGUGGGAGAUGGGACAGAAAAAUCCUUCAUCCGUCAUCUAUAGUCUAUAAUCAUGUACAGUGACAUCUGACUACAGCAUGUCAUGCACAGAUGUUAUGUAUCUUUAUGUACAUACAUAGAUGUUAAUAUGUAUAUAUUAUGUUUAUCUUUAGUUUUAUGCUCAAUGUACAUAUUUACUUUACUGGCAGGACCUAAAUUCUUCAUAUCCAGACCUGCCAUAGGCAGUCACAGGAGAAUCCAAACGUAUUAACUUAACAUUCCAUCUCAAAUGUAGAACCUGCUGUGAGCUCACAUUCCACAUGACAUUUACACUAAGAUGAUUAUUAGAGCCUAUAGGUGGUAGUAUGCUGAUAAUCUGAGCUAUUGACAGUGCAGUUUUUCACCAGCAUUUAUAGUAGCCGUAGAAAGGCUGGUGUUUAUUUCUUCGAUAGCUAACGAAUGACAGAACAUACAGGCUGCCUAAUUUGUUGCUUGCCUUGCUCAGAAACUCUUUCCUUCCCUGUGGUUUAUCUGUAUAGUCACUGUGUAGUCAAUAGAAAGUGGCUUUCCGUACAUUCCUUGAAAGAGUAAAUUAGAGUAAAUUAAACUUAAGGUUAAUCCCCCCUUGCUUGCACUUUAUGUAUCAAUGUGUCUUAUGCCAGAGGUUUGUAGCGAGGGGCCUUCGGACCACCGCAGAUUCCUCGUGUAUCCUGUGGUCAGAAUAUAUUGUUUGGUGGGGUAAGAGUGGUACAUGCUUACAAGGCAUAGUAAGUAGCAAGAAGAGAAAGGAGCAACCUCUGAGCCGCACCUGCACUCAGGUGUGUGCAACACAUUUGAACCUCGCUUUCCUUGAAGCAGCAUUAUACUGUGGUCUCAAAACAAUUCCAUAAACAUUCAUUCAGAUAUUGUCAUAAAGCUAACAUUUCAAAUUCAGUCUAAAUGGUGUGGUAACUGGACCAGAAUAUGCAAUUGCUAGCUCAUUAGUUUUAUGCAAACCGACUUCUAGCACACCGAGAUGGUACAUUUUGGGUCCUACCCUAAGACAGGUCCUACCCUCACUAUCUUUCAACUGGAGACUCACAAAAGUACAUGUUUUCUGCAUUCAUCUGUCAUUUACCUCAAAACAAUGGAGAAAGAGAACCACUGAAUAAAUGUGACUGACAUUAUGGAGGAACUUGGAUUGAGGAGGAUUCACUUCUUUUCCACUGCUUUACCUUGAGUCCCGUGCAGACUGUUAAUGAACUAUAAGAUGCAGGAAAAGGAGCACCAGAGCUGGAUUUGCUUGAACAGAACAGAGGUACAAACUUAUCUCAGUACAUAAGCUUGCAAAAUCCAAAAUCCAGCCCAAGA
This is a messenger RNA of Megalops cyprinoides (Indo-Pacific tarpon), 3607 nucleotides long. RefSeq names its product kelch-like protein 11. The record is from RefSeq and is a predicted model, not a curated record. NCBI's taxonomy places the organism in Eukaryota, Metazoa, Chordata, Actinopteri, Elopiformes, Megalopidae. Bases 40 to 2133 code for a protein of 697 amino acids. Gene Ontology annotation, molecular function: protein binding. The transcript is spliced from 2 exons.